This is a messenger RNA of Penicillium cosmopolitanum, 501 nucleotides long. RefSeq lists its product as uncharacterized. Gene Ontology annotation, molecular function: oxidoreductase activity. NCBI's taxonomy places the organism in Eukaryota, Fungi, Ascomycota, Eurotiomycetes, Eurotiales, Aspergillaceae. The record is from RefSeq and is a predicted model, not a curated record. The coding region runs from base 99 to 488 and encodes 129 amino acids. The transcript has 5 exons.
UUGACAUCGAUCGCAUUCAGGAGGAACUUACGGUCAACUACACCUCCUACCUUGCUCUGACGAAGGGGUUUCUCCCUUUCUUUCAAGAAAAGUCGGAUAUGCCUACAUCUUUUAUCUUUACAUCAUCAAACCUCGCCCUGGUCCCGAUACUUCGGUGCUCUAACUAUUGUGCCAGCAAGGCAGCCCUUCACCACUGGAUUCUUUGUUUACGGGAACAGCUGAAGGAAACUAGGGUCAAAGUGGUUGAGAUAUUUCCUCCUUUGGUGGAAACCGAACUUCAUGACGCUAACCACCAACCCGACAUGACCAAAAACCGACCGGAGGGGAUUUCUGUGGACGAGUUCGCAGAUGAGACCAUGCAGAAGCUCAUCGCCGGCGACGACCAGAUCCCAGUCGGUUUUUCGAAAAUUGCAUUCAAUGGCUGGGAGCAGCAGCGGCAACAGGCAUUUGGGAGGGUUGUGGAGAUGAUGAGGAAUAGCGGUAAUUGAUGAUCUACAGUUG